Sciurus carolinensis (gray squirrel) is the source of this 673-nucleotide messenger RNA. It is a transcript of the gene Nedd8, whose product is annotated as NEDD8 ubiquitin like modifier. Gene Ontology annotation, cellular component: nucleus; cytoplasm. The record is from RefSeq and is a predicted model, not a curated record. Gene Ontology annotation, molecular function: ubiquitin protein ligase binding; protein tag activity. Bases 136 to 405 code for a protein of 89 amino acids. Lineage: Eukaryota; Metazoa; Chordata; Mammalia; Rodentia; Sciuridae. The transcript has 4 exons. Gene Ontology annotation, biological process: protein neddylation; modification-dependent protein catabolic process; regulation of proteolysis.
AGGUUGGGGGGUGUGGCCAGAGGCUGACCCGGAAGCAGAAGUGACUCCCACAAGCGGAGUGCUGGGAAGCGACAGAAGCGACCGCAGCGGGAGAAGCAGCAAUUUAUCUGGUUGCGGCUACAAUCUCGGAAGAAGAUGCUAAUUAAAGUGAAGACACUAACUGGAAAGGAAAUUGAGAUUGACAUUGAACCCACAGACAAGCCUCUGACUACUUGCCCUCUAAAGGUGGAGCGAAUCAAGGAACGUGUGGAGGAGAAAGAGGGAAUACCCCCACAACAGCAACGGCUCAUCUACAGUGGCAAACAGAUGAAUGAUGAGAAGACAGCAGCUGAUUACAAGAUUCUAGGUGGUUCAGUUCUCCACCUGGUGUUGGCUCUGAGAGGAGGAGGUAGUCUCAGGCAGUGACAGACCUUCCUUCCAGUUCACCUCCUUACGCUGUUGCUCAUAAUGAGGCAUCAUAUAUCCUUCACUCUCUGGGACACCAGAGCCACUCCCCCCUCCCCUGGAUGCCCAGUCUUGUGUGUGGUGGGAGAAUGUGAGGACCCCAGGAUGCAAUGUUCCUGGCCCAAAGGGCCCCUGCUGGCUAUUGGGUUUUAAUUUGCAGUCCUGUGUGCUUCCCUCUCUUAUGGCUAUGUCCCUAGUUGUCAAUAAAAUAUUUCCUGGCCUCCUGUAA